Molecule: messenger RNA, 444 nt
Organism: Peronospora matthiolae
Lineage: Eukaryota; Oomycota; Peronosporomycetes; Peronosporales; Peronosporaceae
Source: the annotation of a GenBank genome assembly
AUGAGUCUCUCAGUAAUCCCAGAUCGGUCGGAUCGCUCUCGACCGACGCGGAAUUAUCAGAUCGUUCUUCCGAGCCAUUCCCGCUUCCCACUCCUCCGGCGGCCCCAGAUGCGUCCAGAUCCGACGUCCCGGCCGCUAAUGAAUCUCGUGAAAGGUCUGCUCCAGCUGUGGGCGUCACCGGCUUCGUUCCCAGAGUUUCUGCCGACGACGUUCGUCUCACGAUGGCCACGAUCUCGUAUUUGUGGGAUCGAGAGGCUACCUUCUGCAGCCAAGCCGACACCAUUCAUGCGCUCCAGCAGUCCUACCGAGAUGCCGUCGUCCGGGGGGAUCGCUUACAAGACGAGCUUGAUUCGCUGUACAGAUCAGCCGCUCCUUUUGUCUCCUUCGUCCAGCGUCGAUAUGACUGGAUGCAGGGCCGCUACGUCGACGCAGUGCAUUCUUUGA